Molecule: messenger RNA, 6867 nt
Organism: Anopheles coluzzii
Lineage: Eukaryota; Metazoa; Arthropoda; Insecta; Diptera; Culicidae
Gene: Flo2
Product: flotillin-2
Exons: 7
Coding region: 616-1923 (435 amino acids)
Biological process (GO): protein localization to plasma membrane; regulation of myoblast differentiation
Cellular component (GO): plasma membrane
Source: RefSeq, a predicted model, not a curated record
AAAUUUUCCCGCGCGCCUCCUUCCACAGCACAAGCGCACGCGAGAAAAGCGUGUAUACAUGUACCGCUUGUGCCGUGUGGGGUGAAAGAUAAAACGAGCGAAAAGCACGCACGGGAAAAACUGCGGAAAAACUUGGCGGCUGCGUUAGUGUAGCAGAGCGUGUAGCAUCGUCAACGCUAGGAGCGUUCGGUUCGGUGCAAUUGAGUGAACAGGGAAAGAAGUGGGGUCCUUUUAUUUAAUCUCUGUAAGGAUUUGGUGUAUUCCCUCCCUGUUAGUGCAUCGAAGGUCUGCCCGGCGGCCAAUGGUGGCUUUGUGAAUGUCCUGCUGUGUGAAGAGUGAGUGAGCAAGAGAGAAAGUGAAAAUUAGUGUGAGUGUACUAUGUGUAUGUGUGCGUGUGCGCGUCGAUGGCACUAAGUUGUGUCUAACACGUGCGUUCUUGGUGGUGUGCGUGCUCACCUGGGUAAUUUACUCAAGCCUUCAGCACCGACAGCAGUGAAGACACAUCGCUAGUGUCACGAAUUGAGAAAUCUGUACACUAAGUGCGCUUUCGGCGGGUAGUGAAUAAAAUAAUCCAUUUUUUGCAACAGAACACAAUACGGAAGGAACGCUGCUUCGAUGGGGAACAUUCACACCGUUGGACCGAACGAGGCCCUCAUCGUAUCAGGUGGUUGUUGUGGCUCCACGAAGAAACGUACCAUUGUCGGCGGUUGGGCAUGGGCCUGGUGGUUGGUAACCGACGUCCAGCGCCUCUCGCUGGAGGUGAUGACGCUGAAUCCCAUGUGCGAAAUGGUUGAGACGGCCCAGGGUGUCCCACUGACCGUAACCGGAGUGGCACAGUGCAAAAUCAUGAAGAUGAUGAACGUCUAUUAUUUUCACCACCAGGCCGACGAGCUGCUUGGCACGGCGAGCGAGCAAUUUUUGGGCAAAUCGGUAAAGGAAAUCAAGAUGACAAUCCUGCAAACGCUCGAAGGUCACCUGCGAGCGAUUCUUGGAACGCUUACAGUCGAGGAGGUGUACAAAGACCGCGACCAGUUCGCGGCACUGGUGCGCGAGGUCGCGGCCCCUGACGUCGGCAGGAUGGGCAUCGAGAUAUUGUCCUUUACGAUCAAGGACGUGUACGACGAUGUCCAGUACCUGCAGUCGCUCGGUAAGGCGCAGACGGCGAGCGUGAAGCGCGACGCUGAUGCGGGUGUUGCCGAGGCUAAUCGUGACGCCGGCAUACGGGAGGCCGAGUGCGAGAAGAGCGCCAUGGACGUCAAGUACUCAACCGACACCAAGAUCGAGGACAACGCACGCAUGUACAAGCUGCAGAAGGCAAACUUUGAUCAGGAAAUUAACACGGCGAAAGCAGAAUCGCAGCUCGCGUACGAACUGCAGGCUGCCAAAAUUCGUCAGCGCAUCCGUAACGAGGAAAUUCAGAUCGAUAUCGUAGAGCGCCGCAAGCAGAUCGAGAUCGAAACGCAGGAAAUCAAUCGCAAGGAUUGCGAACUGAACGCCACGGUGAAGCUGCCGGCGGAGGCGGAGAGUUACCGCGUGCAAGCGAUUGCUGAGGGCAAACGCACGCAAACGGUCGAAAGUGCACGGGCCGAGGCAGAGCGCAUCAAGAAGAUCGGAUCGGCGGAAGCGUACGCCAUCGAGCAGGUCGGAAAAGCGGAAGCGGAACGGAUGCGUAUGAAGGCGAACGUAUACAAGAUGUACGGCGAUGCGGCCAUCAUGAAUAUCGUGCUCGAAUCACUGCCUAAGAUCGCAGCUGAAGUUGCGGCGCCAUUGGCGAAGACAGAAGAGAUCGUUCUGAUCGGUGGCAACGAUCAAACGACGGGCGAUGUGACGCGUCUCGUUGGACAGCUGCCUCCAGCCAUCAAUGCCCUGACCGGGGUUGACCUAUCGAAGGUGCUGGGCAAGAUACCCGGGGCGAAAGCAUAAUAAGGCGAACAGGCGAACGCAUGAAACCCCGACAUCCUGGGCACGACAUCUUGAAAGCAAAAGUGCACUCACUCUAGCGAACACAGACGAACGAAACUAUGCUUCUGUCUCAUAACGUCACUGUUAGGAAGACGAGCGGAAGAAAACGAACUAUCUCUUUUGCAGCGUUUACCUUCGGUACCGUACAGAACGAAAUCUACCAGUCCAUCUACUACAGCAACCUCGAUCGAUAUUUCUAUGAUAUUCUUAUUACACUUGCAUCACUUUGCUGCGCAGUUAUUGCAACGUGAAUCUUGAUUACAUUAUCGUUUCAUGGUUAUGGGAUCUAUUGCUUUUAUUCUACGUUUUAUUUUAGUUUUUGCCUUCCGUUACAUGUUAAUUCUUUUGUAUUGCACACGAUGAUUGAACGCAAAGCAUUGCGUUCGGUAGCCUGGAAAUGCACGAGACGAGAUCGCCGCGGCCGCGUCCAACGUGUAUAAUAGUUCAAGCGUCAAAUCCUCCAUACUUGCUAUCACGCUCGCUAUUCCGCUGAGGUACUCAACUUCAGCAUUUCAGCGUUUCCGCGCUAGCCGGUAGCCGUAACUGGAUUGAUAACCGAGCUAUACGCGUUUGACCGCGGCUGCGGUGAACUUGCUAUUUCUAGCCUUAUUCAGUUAGAUAGUUUUCUGUUUUUGUUUUUCUCACUUGACGUAACGAAUAUCCUGUUUAAAGCAUGCCAUAUAUUGGCUUGCUAAUAUUAACUACUGUGUUUAACACGCUAGACCAGUCAGACGAAGGGUCGAUCCCCCGCACCAGUGCGUGAAUCAAAAGAGGCCAAGAGUCCUCAGCACACCCGUAUGGGAUCGACUGGAACUGGAGCGAACACUUUCUCUAUAUUCUUUUCGCAUGCUGCAAUAUCAUGUUAAUCACUAGGGUGAGGGAUAAAUUGGUUUCAAAAAAAAAUUAUAAACAUCACAUUUAUUGAGUUGCGUACUCCAUAUAACGCAAGAUUUCAAACCUACUUUAUAUCGCUUCUUUAUCGCCAGAAUCGUUGCAAGUGAAGCCACAAGCUUAAAUCGUUCUAAUGGUGAUGAUGCUGAGAAAAUUAAUAGAUUUCCUUGAAUUUAUCUCAAACAAAUUAAAUGGUUUUCUAUAGUUUGAUGCAAGAACAAAACAUUACACAAUUUAAAAAGAAACACCAACGUAAACAUAAUUUCUCAAAUAGAUACAUCUUUUCGAAAACGGAGAAAAAAGAUAAACGACAAAUUAUACGCAAAACGAACAAAAAUCUAGAGGACUCAUGUCGCAAAAAGAACAAUGGAAUUCUGUGUUCAGUUUUGGAUCAACAUUAUAUUGUAAAGCCUGUCCAAACAAGUUGAACCUUUAAAGAAAAUUUGAAGUAAAAUAUUAAAACAAAACGCGUUGAGCAACAGUUAAAACAAUUGAGGAGGUUAGUUCUAGGCAAAUUGAAUUCCGUUUCUUAGCGACAUUUAUGAAGAAAAAAUAAAUAAAACAGCUUUGUUCGUACUAUUAAUGUAAAAAAUGAAAUUUUCACCCAAGUUUUGUACAACAAUUGUAGCAUAUUAAUUUCGAAAAUUUACCAUCGCAGGAAUUAUUUUUCUUUCUCGGAUUUUCAUUCAAUACGGUCAGUAAAUUCGUUGGUGGGUGGUAAAUUCCGCAAUGAAUCCAGGACUAUUUACACAUUCGUACGCGUUGCCCUGCUGUAAAGUGUGCAAACCAAAUGCCUACCAACAUUUUUGUUGCUUCUCAAAGACUAUACUAAGAAAUGGAGAAAAGUCCACCAUCCAUAUUUACUAGCAAAGCCACAAAUAAACAAAUUUCUCCAACUAUAGCAGCGGUUCGGCCGACGGGUCCGGGACAGGAAGAUAGUAUACACACAACACUACUUACAUCUGUAUAAAUCCCAUACUAUCAUAUGCAAGUAGCGAACGUAACACAUACACAACUACAGAUACACAAACAAGAAAAAGAAAACAAACCUCGAUUUUGACAAUGUUGUAUAAUAUAACGAUAAACGAAACAAAAACCAAAAACGUUUUUCCUCUUCCACCAUUCUCGAGAGUACAUUUAGUGCGCUUCGUAAGAUUCCUAGCUCUAUGAUAACAAAAACUAUACAUAUAUAAAGCAAAUCUCUCCUUACAGUGAAGUUAGAAAUGUCGUGUAACGCAACUUCCUGUCUUGCUUGAUGCCCAAUGAUUCCUUUCUAAACAGUAACAAACAAACUGAAAAUAAAUGUUGAAAGAAGAAGAAAGAGUAUGAACCACAUAGAACGAACAACAGACCAGUGUAGACAUCGUGUAUCGUAAAACACUCACAGACAGACACAGGAAAACAUGAAUCACGUCGAAGGAGCACACAGUGAAGGGUAGCAGCUACAGUAGUAACAGCAGUAGUAGAAGUAGAACAAACAAAACGGAGCAGCGUAACAAAGAGAAACAACGUACCCAGAAACAAACAAAACAAAAAAGAAUCAGAAAAGUGUAUAUUUUUUAUACUCCUUAUACGAAGACGUGAUUAUUGAAAGAGUAGACAAACCGACGAACGAAAGAAACCAUAAAAGGCAAAGAAUAGAGAAGGAGCAAAUACAAAAGGAACAAAACAACAAAUAACACAACAACAACAGUAGCAACCAAAAUAAUCCACACACACACAUAUACACACACUCACACAACAGCGUCAUUUGCAUGUGAAGCAAUGUCAAUGUAGUGAAGCAGAGCAAAAUAGGCUGUAACAUGAUAGAAAUGAUUCGUAGUGUGAUGAUGAUGAUGAUGAUGAUGAUGAUGAUGAUGAUGAUAGCGAGCAGCGAGAGAUACCACAGUGCUUGACAGAAGUAAGGCGAAGGACGAAACAGUGUCUAACAAAAUCACAUACACCAUCUAGACAAAUAUUCAGUGUGCGUGUGCACUAGAAGAAAAUCAAGUAAAUCGAGUACAUUAUUGAUUUUUGCAUGGCAUGAAAGGAGGCAUACAGUAACAGCCGAUUGAUCGAUGGGGAAAGCUCCCGUGCUCGUGUUCAAGUUUUUUUUUCUGGAACCGUUCUACAGUGGCAUGUGUGUAUGUAUGUGUAAUGAUAUUGAGAUUGCAUUUAAUGAGCCAACAGUCCAAACGCUCCAUUAUUAUGUUUGUUCAACAACUCACUUUUUUGCAGGUGUAAUUCAGGGGGGGAAAUUAAUCAGUGAAAGUGACAACAUCCCACAAACAAAUACUAUAACCAAUAACAAACACCAUAGACACAAGUGGAAAUCAACAAUGAAAAAUGUAAACAAAGAACCAGAUAGAAUGUUACCAAGCAAUGAAAAUUGAUAAACGUACAGGAAACAUAAACAAAAAACAAAACAAAUGAAGAGAAAUGAGAAAAAAGUAACACAGCAAAACCAUACAAGUAAAUUAAACGAAAUACCGUUCGACAAUGAAAAUUAAAAAAAAAACGGAACACACGCAGAAAGGAGAAUCGAACAACAAUAGAGUAAGAAAAGUAACAACGUGCAACGCAAGAAGAAGAUAAAAUCUAUAGCAAAUGGCGGCAUUAUAAACAACGGUCAUUAUAACGACUACAACAAAAUCGUAAACGGGAGUAAAUCGAAAACAAAACAAACCAAACGCAUUCUAAACACACAAUUUAUAUAAUUUCCACGUAUAAAAAUAUUGUAAUCUAGCACAAUAAGAGCAUUUAGGGCGAGCGAAAAGACCAGAUUGUAGAGACAGGUGCAGGUGCUCUUGAUGUGUAAUUUAAGACUCGGAAUCAUCAGAACACCGUUCUCUCGAUCGUGUGCGUCCAGUCCAUGCAUGAAAGCGCGUAAACUCGUUUGUGUGAGCAAUGUAUGUCUGUUUUGAUGUUUGAUUGUUUCACUGUGCAAGUCGAUUUUGUCACGAAAAUAUCAAUAGUAACGUUGUACCCCGUUCACGUCAUCCAAAAUCCCGAUCGACCCCGAUUUUAAUACGCUCGUACAUACAGUGUUUGCUAUAGAUAUUUGGUUGUUUGCCAUUUUUUUUUAGGUUUAGCUCCCGGUUUAUUGAUCGUUUCCUGCAUAUUUUUGAAUCGUAUACUAUUUAAUGGCACCCCCAUUGAAAAUCAAUACAAAUGAUUCAAACAAUAAAAUCUGGGAAACGCUCCAUAAAUCUUAGGACGAACCCCAACACAAAAUUGGGGAAACCAAAUAUUCUUGCGAAGCGAACAAAAAAGUAUGGGAAAAUCCUGCAAUUGUCCAUUAUCGGUUUCGUACUCACAGUGCAGCGGAGAAAGUAUUGAAUUGAUAAACCAUGUUUUGUUUUCUCUGUUUCUGUUUUGGUCUACUAUCUUUGCUGCGUGACAGCGCUAUGAUUAAUGAAAACGCCUUUCGGGUGGGACAUGAAAGCGUCUAUAAAACACUCAUGUCAAAGAAAAUCGUUAACAAGAUAAUAGAAAACAGAAAAGCGUAAAAUAGGAGGAACACAAUACAAUACGACGAACAUAAAUGCGAAUAUGAUUUCAAAACGAAAUCAAUAACAAACAGACAUGCGCGCGUACAAAUGAAAAGCAGAAACGAUCAAAUAAAACCAAGACAGUCGCACCUUUCCCCUUCACAUCGUCCCAUCCCGUCCCAUUGCACCUCCACUCUAGGCUAGAAGAUUUGCUCCGGAUGCAUUAGUAAUCUCGAAUUAGUGUCAUGUUGAUUAUAAUCCAUUUCGCGUGAUGAAAGCCCCGAAUGUCACAUAAAAGAUACCAUCAAGUGUACGGUGGGAGGCAGGAAAUAUUCACAACUCACGAAUAACAAUCGGUUCAAUGGUCAGUAAAAAAAAGUCCCUUAACACUGCGUAAAUCACAAUGUAAGCCCCUUCCGACCCAACUAACCAGCAACACACACACACACACUUAUAUUAGCCGGCGACAGCGGUGUGUAUGAAUGAUGCAAGAUGAUGUUUUCUGAUUUCAAUAAAGUAUAACUGAAGCGAUCAAUAAAUGUAA